This is a messenger RNA of Schistocerca piceifrons (Central American locust), 335 nucleotides long. Its product is annotated as odorant receptor 85c-like. Gene Ontology annotation, molecular function: olfactory receptor activity; odorant binding. The transcript is spliced from 3 exons. The coding region runs from base 71 to 313 and encodes 80 amino acids. NCBI's taxonomy places the organism in Eukaryota, Metazoa, Arthropoda, Insecta, Orthoptera, Acrididae. Gene Ontology annotation, biological process: detection of chemical stimulus involved in sensory perception of smell; sensory perception of smell. Gene Ontology annotation, cellular component: plasma membrane. The record is from RefSeq and is a predicted model, not a curated record.
GAGAGGUGGAAAUGUUGCAAAAGCGCUGAAGCCACUUAUCACAAUUCCGCCAUGCUUAUAUGAGACUGUCAUGUACUGCUUUUUCGGCAACAUCGUAACUGACAAGAGCGAGGAUCUGGUGAACUCAGCCUACAACUGUGGAUGGGCAGACUGCGACACUCGCUUCAGGCGGGGUCUUGUGUUCUUCGUGACGCAAGCCAUGCGCCCUCUGGAGAUCACAGUGGGCAAGAUGUGCAAGCUGUCCAAACAAAUGCUGCUGCAGGUGCUGAAUGGAUCUUACAUGUUGCUGAAUCUGAUGUACAGUACUAGUUGAAGGAUUUUUCUGGACUUGUAAU